Messenger RNA from Porites lobata, 19344 nucleotides. Lineage: Eukaryota; Metazoa; Cnidaria; Anthozoa; Scleractinia; Poritidae. The record is from the annotation of a GenBank genome assembly.
CGCUGCAAGGUGGUGGUAAAACAAUCUUGAAUUGCUUUUCUCUCCACUUGACAUCUCGUAAAGUAAUAUUGAAAUGAAGUAUUGUCUUCGUUUCGCCUUCAACAAAUGAAAAUUGCACAUUCAAAUGUUCAUUUAUUCAAAUCAUCAAUUACAAUCAUCGGAGGGAAUUUCAAUUAGGCCUUGUGUACAAUGUUUUUCUUAGUUUUUGCUGCAUUUUUAUCAACUUAAAAGCGGAGACAAGAUAGAAUUUUCGCGGGAAGGAAGAUAAUUUUACACCACUCUUGCGUUCUUCAAAUUUUGCUUGGUAAUUUUGGCUAAGAACUGUAGAUUACUUUUGGAGAGAUAAACAUCUCUACAGGGAGCUGACAAAAAGUGUGUUUCCCAGGAAAGGCGUAAAAAUGUGCAUUUUUUGUUUGGGUUUAAUCUUUUCUUCUACCACUUCAACUGAAAAUCCUCACCGAGUGACGUUUUUUCAAUCACAGCCUCUGGUCAUGACCAAAUGUAAGUAAGGCUAGCUUAGGUUUAUUUCAGCUUGUUAGAUUUAUUGAGCGCAGGUUAGCCUAACAGUAUAAUUUCCAAUAGCAUGAGCCGUGUUAAGAGGUUAUAAAAAAUUGAGAGGUGAAUAGAAUUAAAAGGGAAUUUACAACUUUUAAGUAUUAUUCUUCAACCAGCUUACUCUUGGAUUCAUCCAGAUUCGAUUGUUUUUUAUGUAUGGCUUUCUGUGGACUAAAAUACUUUUAAGUAUAAUUUGUCCUUAAUAUUUUAUAACCUAAAUGAAUCACAUUUAGCCGCUAACAUAAGCUUAUGUAUGUUUGUUUUAUCAAAUUUUGAGACAACAAAGAUGUACUGGCGUAGAGAACGAAAGAGGUUUACAUCAAGUUCGCCGCUUCGAAAAUGUGGUUUGCUGUGCCGUCGGAUUUUGGUGAUAUCAUUGUUCGUUGGUUGCGGUUUAAUGUUUAAAGCGCUGAUAACAGGAUUGGAAUGGAGCGACGGUAAGUAUUUCAGCUCUUUUUGUAAAACUCUGACAGCUAACUUUUUAGGGUAUUGAUCAAGGCUGUUUACGUUUACUGACUUGCACUAUAAAAUGCAAAGAAAACAUGUAAGAAAUGCAUAACAAUGAACACGAUCGGCAAAUUUUAUAGUGCCUGAUAUUAUCUUCAGCCAGUUUUCAUAAAAUAUUCAGUUUUUCAGGGAAGCAGUGUCUUUUUGAAAAAUGGAGUUUCUGCCGGCUCUUUAUAAACAAACUCAAUUUUUGACAGAGUUCAAAGAUAAAGGCAGAGGUAAUUUGGGUUUACUUCCAGACAUGUAAGCCUGGUUGAUCAUAAACGAAGAGCCAUAAAUAGUUCAAGUGUUUAAAUUGAAGCUUACAAUUCUCAAACCAGAAAAUUAAAAAAUAUUUAUAUUCACAACAUAAACCGACCUGGCGGACGAUCCAGUUGUAUGGUGGAAUUAACCCCAAAUUUUGCAGCUAAAAUCAGUUUAUCUGGCUCCACCAAAAAUUCUCUUCUGAUCCAUGUAAGUUUAUUCAGCUCAGCGAAAAUGCAGACGAAUAUGGGAAAAUGAUGGAAGUUGCUAGUGUAAGCUGUCAACGCAAGAGACAGGUUCAUUUUCGUUGAGUGACAAUUAGAAAACUAAAUCUUUCUUGACAAAGAAGCCAAUAAUUUGUAUAUGAUAAUUACUUAUAUGUUUGAAGCAAGCGGCUGUAAAAAUAUUUACGUUUUCCUGGUUAAGUGAUACAAAAUACAGACCUCUAACUGCCAAGGGAAGAAAAGAUGAUUAAUUUUUUGUUACCCACCAUAAAGUUACAGCGAUGAAAACAGGCAUGAAGCCCUUACGUUUUUGUUGGUAGUGCAAACGAGUUACAGCUUAUAAUAACCUCCAUGAUCUUCAUGAGUCCAUUCUCUGUUUUUUUACCUCUAACAAGAUGUUUAUAACCGAGUAUACUUGACCGAUCGCAGGCAAUGCUUCGCGGAGCAAAAUUUUAAACCUUCUAAAACGGCUAAUUAUACUAUGUCACCGUGAAAAUAAAUACAAGUUCACCGUUAAAUGCAACAGUCCUCUUUAAUCUUAAAUCUGAACGAUACAAAACCUAGUACUUCUCUGGGCAUUAAAAUAAAAUUGGAAUUGAUACUAUCAAUAUAUCACUAAUUGCACUAAUUUCACUAAAAGCACUAGAGGUUUACAUAAAAAUUUGGUGAUCGAGAUUAAAUUAGUUUAGAUAGACCUCGAAAACUUCGAUUGUUCUUUUUUGAGACAAAAUCUUUUGAGUCUCAACUUGAACCUCGUCGCUUUCGCUGCAGUUGCCCAAUUACUAUACAAAUAAAAUGCUUCAAUAUUGUCCCGAAAGACAAAUAUUUUUAAUUCAUCUACGGCCUUGUUUGAAAACAAUUACACUAGAGGUGUUAAGUACACCCUUUGAAAUGACCUGCAUCUUAGGUUAUUAAAAAAUGCAAAUUUUGUUUUCCUGGCUACACACUAUUGCUGUGUAAAACGAAAGUAGGACGAAAAUCGCAAAAACAAAGGUUUUUAGUUGUCUUUUGUUUCCGUAGAGUGAUGUGGUUGCUUGACUGAUCCCAUGUUCGGAUUAAGGAUUAAGAGAAGAAUAGACAAAACUCUCUAAAUAUUGCCCUCAGUUUGAACGGCUUCAAUAAACUAGUGUUUGUACGUACCUUCGACACCUCCUGUGUUCUAUCUUGAGCGUGAAGUCAGAACUUCCUUCCUUCUGCAGUAAUUGAAGCAACCUUUUGUUUCUAAACGGGAUGAUUUAAAUUGAGCACAUUACAAAUUGAUUGUCUAUUCCACACAACAAUAUCACUAAAUAAAUAUUGAAAGUAAGCAAUGUAUUUUAUCGUUGCCUUUAAAUAUUAUUACCUGUUUUGUCUCAAGAUUUCACUCUACCCAUCUUUGAAAACUUUGUUUAUUUAAUAAAGAUAUUGAGAGUCACGAAUACGGCAAACGGCAAACGUGAAUUGUGUCUGAUUUGUACCACGUGACCAAUUUUUCCCUUACUUUGCGCUUUACUGUUCAUUACCUCUACCACAAAAUUAAUAGCUUCGCGUUAGUUUUGUCUAUAACAAUUGGUUUGAACUGUUUUUAUCUGCACGUUGUCUAUAUUGAAAAAUUGUCAACUUGAAUCUGACGUUUACCGUUUGCCGUAAACGGCACUCUAAAUCUCUCCAAUGUCUACCCUAACAGGAGCCCAUCAAAUUUGAUGGGCUCCUGACCCUAAUAAGGAGUAUUCAUUACCAUUUGAGAGAAGGCUAGGAUAAGAAAGCGUUUUUCAGAAACCACCGUCAGUUAGCACUUUCACUUCGGUGCUUGCCGUUUAUUUCAACUAUUAUUUUUUUUAGAGAGCAAAACUCUUAAAAGUUAUUGCGAUAGCUUUGUAAAUUUUGCUUUGUAAGCUUUGUAAAAUUCUUUUUCUUCGCCACUAUAUCAUUUAUGAGCCAUCCAGGAGCCGAUCGGCUCCUGGCCAUCUACGUCCUGAAGAAUAUUUCUGGGGGAUGAAAAGACUAUAAUGGAUCUUGAAAGUUCUACUAAACGACUCUCGUUUUUCUUGUAUUUUUCUACAGAAUCUGUUUUUCAAUCAAGGCAUCUGCUGUCAACGGUGGAGUGGGAAACAUGUAACUUUGAAAUUGGCCACGAGAGAAACUACUCUAAUCGAGAGUCUUGGACCGCGCCCCGUAAGGCGUAUGCCUGGCUAGCAUUGCACAUAUUUCUUAUUCUUGUUAUCUUUGUAGGUAAGUGAGGGUGUGAUUGUCACAAUUUAGGGAACGUUCUCCGGAAAAACAGAACUUUUUAAAUUUACCAUUGAUGCAUGAGACGCGUUUCGACGCUACUUUUUUUAUCAUGACAUAUUACAGUAUAAAAUAGGUAUUAAAAUAAACUUGUUUGAAAAUCAUCGCUGAAUUUUAGCGCGCCUGAGUACAAAUGAAUUAUGUAAUCGAUUACGUACACCGGUAAAACCUUUUACAUUAGUUAGCAAGUGAUGUUUUUGCUCUUGUCAUUGUUCUGUAAUCUAAAGACACGAGGUGUGCGUUUAUCUGCUUACCACAACACAGUUGGGGCUAUCUUUCUUACUGUUUCUGGCCAGUUUUUGUGUUUGUUUGAUUUCGAACCCAGUACAUGAAAAAAGGGAGGAAAACUAUGAAAAAAAAAUCCUUUUUUUUCAUUUUUUUUUGUCACUCUUUAACUGGAGUAUGGCGGCUUUCGCCGGGUUUGGUAUAGCGCGGCGGAUUUUAUGAAUUAUAUUUUCGCGAUUCUUUCUUUUCUCCGCUCUAAUACACGUUCUUUACGUCAUUAACUUCUGAAUCUCUUUAUUAGCAAAAAAAGUAAUUGUACCAGCUGUAAGGCGUCUCGACGUAUUUCAAUAUAACUAAUAAAUGAACGCCAAGUCUCCUAAUUUUCAUUUUGUUUUUUUGUUUCUUAGCGCUUGCGAUUAUUUGCGACGACUUUUUUGUACCGUCAUUAGAAGCUAUUUCGGAAAAACUUGAUUUGUCCGAGGAUGUUGCGGGUGCAACCUUCAUGGCGGCGGGUUCCUCUGCACCAGAACUUUUUACCUCCGUUGCUGGAGUCACGGUUGAAAGCGAUGUUGGAAUUGGGACAAUAGUAGGGUAAGAACUUCCCUUGAAAAGUUUUGUUUUGUAAGUAUCAUACAAGGGCUAUUUGCUGAGCCAUGGGGAGCUGCGCAACUUAUGGACUAUUUACACGGGUAAUUUUAUUGAGCAAUUUUUUGCGCACCAGGACGGCAAACCCAAAUCGCGCGUUUAAGCAGUCGGAAAUUUUACCGCAAUUUUCUAAUUGCAGCCAAGUGGCCGCAAUUUUGAUAAUGAUCGAAACUCGAGCACUUUCCCGUAAAAAUGUCAACUUCUGUGCGCCACAUUUUAUUUUGGCGUUGAGAUCGACGAUACUUUCAGGCGACAAAAUACGCGUUAAAAUCGCCCAUGUAAAUACACGUUUUGGGCAAACGUAACCUUUCUGUUAUCCUUGUGAACUCCAAAGGGCGUAGCCAUUGCUCUGUAGUUGACUCGGUAGAAGCGGGGAGGUGAGGAUUACUCGGGGGAAACGUUUGUGCGGCGAUUCUCUGCCCAGUCUGUCAAAUAACCGUCUUAUAGGUAAUCAUACGACUCCGAGUUCAAUUUGGAAUUUAUUUGCACGAGGGUGUUUUUCAAAAAGUAUUAAGAAAUUUGAGCUCUCUGAAAAAACACGCGAAUGAAAACUAGAAAAGUAGUAUGAUCACCUUUCAAUAAUAUACAUGAAAAAAAUUACCAGUCAAAACUGGUUGAACUUGUUUAUUAUGGCCACCAUCUAGACCCUAACAACUGCCUGCUCAUUCCUGGAGCCCCUCUUUGGUCAUGUUGAGGUUGCACUUGAGUUGCGCACCUGAUUGGUUUUAACAUGUUUCUAUCGUUUAAAUAUUAGCCAUUCAUACUGCUCCAUCCUCGGAGACAUUUGCCUUUUAUUUCCUUGAUUUUUGUAUUAUAGUUUUUCGUUUUGCACCGUGUUUUCUAAAAACUGCCUUGUUCUCAUUCAAUCAGAUUCAAGAAUUUUUCUCUGUAUACAGUUGAACACCCAUUAAGCGGGCACCCUCGGGGUACCGGCAAGUGGUCGCUUGAUAGGGGUUGGUCUCUCAACAGAGGUUCGUCAUAAGUUGGGUCAUAAAUUAGCAUAAUCUUUAGCAGAAACAUCACUAUACUUUAAAAGCAAACACGCGACUGAGGCACCAUUACUGGUCCACAAUCGGUCGUCACCUUCUAUCUCUGACUUUUUUCCUUCAUCACUACUCUCAAAAUAAAUCCAAACUUAGUCUGUCAAGUGCUUGACGGUCGCUUAAAAGAGGUGACAACAAUGGGAAUACUCUCGUUGGAACGGCAAAAAGCUGGCGGCAGUCGCUUAAUAGAGGUGGCUGCUUGAUAGAGGCUGAAUUCCCCAUUCUUUUCUACAAUUAUUUCGGUACUUUAGGGACCGCUCAUUUUUUAUGAGAGAGGGGGGGCUGGUGGGAUUUGGGCGGGGGGCACUCGAAAAAAAUUGGCUUGAAAGGGGGGGCCAACCGAACAAAAAUGAAGGAAGGGGGGGCGUCGGACGAAAAAAUUAGAUUAAAAAUAGGAUAAGAGAUGUUUACAAAUCGAAGAAAAAUUGUGCUCUUUUAUUUAUAACAAAUAUGCUAAAACAGUUCCAGGGUAACAAGAAAACUUCUCAACAGCUUUUAUAUUUUAUAAGGACAGUGAACAUACCAUAAUAACAGUCUUGAAUAGCAACAACUUUCUUUUCAUUCAUAAAAAUGUUGUUGUCAAGCUCAUAUAAUUAAAACCAAUAAUUUGAGUCCUGAAUUGGAACUGACCUCGUUACCAGAGCUUUUCUCUGGGAAAUUUAAUGGGAGGGGCAUGAAACUACUACGAGGUGUCUCCUUCCUCAUUUUCGACGUUCUCUUCGAUCUCGUCGUCGCUGUGUUCCUCUUCUUCUUCCUCCUGUUCUUCUUCGUUGUUUUCUUCUUCUUCUUCGUCGUUUUCUUCUUCCUCUUUGUUCGUGUCUCCGACGUUUGAGCUAUAAUCUUCAGGAUGCAGGAAGCAAUACAUCCUGUUUCUUACUUCUGGCUUAAGGUUGGUAAUAAGCCUGCUUUGUGCCGCGUUGCUGAAGUAGCUUGAUUGCAGUAGGUGAGCGAUGAAUGCUGCAUCCCGUGUUAGCAACAAUGCUGCUACAUCUUCAACGUUUAUGCACGCUUCCGGAAUUGUCAUGGAGGGAGGAUAAAGAAGACAAUUGGAAAGCUCUUUUGCAAGAGGAUUUGCAACGCAGAUAUUAUACACGCGUAGGACGUUGUUUUCAAACCGUUUGCGUUUUCUGCCCUUUGAUUUCCUACGGUUUUGUUUUAAUUUUCUUUUUUUUUGACACAUAGUGUCCAGUUAAGCCCUUGAAGACCUGGUCAAAGGUCUCCUUCUUUUUUUCGAGGUUUUCUAAUUCCCCCGAAACCUUGAGCUGCUUUGCCUCAAUCCUAGCGAUGUGCUGCACAUUGAAGUCAUGGUGGAAUUUCUUGUCAGGCUUCAGGGUAAUGCCAUUCGCCUGGAAGAGCGUGGAGUCAUGAUCACUCAGAAUUUUUAACUGCCCUUUCAGUUUCUCAACAGCCUCUCUGUGUUCUUUUAUAACGUAGUUCAGUCUCCGUCCAUCACUAGGUUUCGUUCUUGCUUUUAUCGCCUCAAACGAGGAAUAUGUAGACGAGCGGCCAGCUACAACACGCUCAGGACGAGCAGUAACAAGAAGAGCUGAAAUUGACUUUUCAUUCCUUUGAGUGAGGAUUUGUUAAAAACAGCUUUCUAGCUUUCAGCUUUCUUUCACUAAAUUACGUGAAAUGUAACAAAACUAAAUUUUAAUGCAGUAACUUUUUUAAUACCUUAUGUAUUUUUUUAUUCAUGGGGGGCCUUCCAAAAAUUACUCUGAUGAUGGGGGGCAUGCAAAAAAAAUCGGAAAUUAGGGGGGGGUCAUACAAUUUUCAAAUUACACUCCUCCAAAUCCCACCAGCCCCCCCUAACCCAUAAAAAAUGAACGGUCCCUUAAUUACUGGCCGCUUAGUGGGGGUUGAACUGUAUUAUCACAUAGAAAGAGUACUUCCUCUGUAAUGAUUUAUCGGUAUUAAUGAAUUGUCUCUUGAAAUCCCUGAAUAAACAGAGCUAACCUUGAGUAAGUUGCUAAGCUUUUAAUAAUACUAAUCUUGAAAUCUAUAGACCUCUAGCAUGGCUCGGAACAAGGUACCUAUUUCGGACGAAGCCCUCUCCUUAGGUCGGUUUCUUGUUUGCUUGGGAAACAUUGAUAGCGAAGCUCCACGUGCGCGCGAAGCGAGCGCGAGCGGAGCCCCAUGCCUAAGAAAAUCUGGUAAUCUAUCCAUCCGAGAAAUUUUGGUAUAAUAACGUACGUGCUCCUGUCCGUCUGCACCACAGGGAAACCAAUGUGAAAUGUCAAUCUUUCUAGCUGGUGUGGGAGCCUGUAGCCUGUGUUUAACUUGAUAAGAGACAUUCAUACUAUGGUCAAUUGACAGCUGUCAAAACAGGGUAGCCGCUGACCAGCGUCACAUGACCGUAUCGCAGGCUCAGGGGCCAACUCAGGUCACGUGUUUUUUGAAGUUUUCUACUGACUAGUUGUUAGCUUUUAAUUGAUCGCAGGCUCAAGUUUUUGUUUUUCAGUCAUAUGGUUCUCUCCUAAAGUUAAGUAUAGAUUUGUGGAUUUCUUUGCAGUGAUUUACGACAUUUAAAGUCCAUUGUAUGAAGUAAAUUUAAAAUGCAUAAACGGGAGCUUCGCUUUUAGCUUUGGCUAAAUCUAUAUACUUUAGUUAUGCUACUGUAAAGUGCAGGUAAACAGCCACAGGUGGCUAUAUUGAGUUGGGUUUCCUUCUUUUUGUCUCUGCAGGAGUGCAGUAUUCAACCUGCUUGUAAUUAUUGCCCUUACUGCGGCUUUGGCUGGAAAGGUACGUCAGUCUUAUUUAUUGGAGACAUAUAGAAUCACGGUGGCAAACGACGACAAACGUCAAAUUCAAGUUGACGAUUUCUCAAAGUGUGCAGAAACACGUCUUUGGGUACCGUUUUUUAGUAAAUAAUGUGUUUGUUUGUUUGCAUGUGUCCAAGGACGACACCUCCAAAAAAAGUUUAGGUUUGGCCAAAUCUAUAUACUGUCCUUUUUCAUUCUUGAAAUCUAUUUAAAAAACAGUAGAAGGAAAAAUAUUUUCAAUUUCAUUAUUUUUUUAUUGCUUUUUUUUUCGUUAUCGUAGCCGGUGCGAGUAACAAAAACUGUUAUUGCAAACCCACCCAACCUUUAUGAAUUUUUUUUUUUUUUUACCAAAAAUACUUCAAUCAUUCUAGCAAUUACUUGGAACAUAAUAUACAGAAUUUAACAACCAAAAUAUGAUUUCAUUGUUGCAAAUUUACAAUGAUUACUACAAUACGGAGCGUAUCGGAUGCCCAUUCGCUAAAAUGUUAACCAUGCUAACACAGUAUAAAUUCCAGUGGCUUUUAAGUUUAAAAAUCAGAAAGUGAAACCGAAUGGAAAAAAAAAGUGAAUAAAGCAACCACAUUUAGCACAGUGAAACUGCAAAUUUACGGACACCCGAGGGACAAAUCCAGGUGUCCCCAAUACAGAGUUGACCUUUUUCCCUAAUACGCGUAUUAUGGAAAUAGAAAUUGUAUCAGGUUUGAAACCUUGUAUGGAACCAAGAGAACUGUCCGUAAUAAAGGGACGUUCACAAGGAGAGGUUAAGAACGUAUUUCUUUCAAAAUCUGGCGACAGUAGCGCGAUUCCCUGCCAAACGGUGAACCAACAUAGAAUCCUGCAGCUAGGAAACACAUUUUCUCUGUGAUAAGAUGCUAUUGAAUACGAUUGGUUUAUUCCUUUAUCUUUACGUUAAACCCGGCUAACUAUACUGUCAAUACAUCUUAAUUAUAUCAAAAAUAAUUUUUUGCCACUAGUUCGGUAAAUAUAAAGCCGUUUCAUUUUCGAUGCGUUUGAAUAAGGGUCAGCAAAUUUUUAACGUGGUACAGAACCGGAAAAAUUUGACGCAAAGGAAAAAACAAAACAACGAGAAUCUUUUUUUACCUCUUGGUUAAUUCGCAAAGAAGGAUUUCUGUUGAAUUCAAAAUAUUCUAAAGGGUUCUCUAGUUAUUUUAAACAAUGUUAUUUGGCGUUUUAGACUGUGCGUUGAAAUUUUCUUUGUGUUCAGCUACUAACUGAGUUGGGCGCAAUAAAAAGUUCUGCUGUUUGAAUCGUCAUUCAAAUUUCAAACAACAUGACUCAAACAAUACAAAAGGCGCAGAAUUCACGAAGUUAUGCAUUUUACCGAGUUCAGCUAACUUAAAAAAAAUGUUCUUAUAAAAAGACUGAAUGUUCUAUUAAAUGGAAAUUAUUAUUUCCCUGUUAUGUUAUCGCAUUGGCACAAGAAGGAAAUAACUCUAUACACUUUGAGGUACUUUUAGGUACUUUAUCCAUGACUUUUUUUUGCUUGGGCACGAUAAUUAAACUAAAAAAACUGCUGAUACCAGGUUACUAACCUUGUACAAAGCGCGAUUAUAACAAUGCUUGCAAGAGGAACAUUCACGACAACAAACCAAGUCUAGCUUCAACAGUGUUUUAUUAAACACCUGCAGCCAAACCCAAAAAUGAGCUCAGAUGACUCUGACUGUCAUCAAGAAUAAAUAAGGGCUUAUGGUCAACGAAAUUGCCGCACUGGUGAGGAUACAACAUUUUAAGUUAAUUGAACGUGAAUAAAAGUCUGUUUUUUCAUUACUCAUAUUAUUUCUCCAAACUUGCCAAGGAUCCCUUUAUAAACGAUAACGGAGAUCGCCAAGUCCCCAUUGAGUAUAAAGCAAAUCGGUUGCUACAAACAGACAGUGAAGUCCUGGUGACUGAUUUUAAUUUGACACAACACUUGACGUUGCAAGAUAGAUGGCAGCAGCUAUUGUUAUUUAAUCUAUCAGUAAAUUAUAUGAUAAUUAAAAUUUCGCUCAGCUACGUGCCUAACAGUUAAGUAACAAAUAAGAUGAUUUUCGUUAUAAGGGUCGGAUCAUUGUCCUAAACAAGUAUGCGAUAUGCUUUGGUUGCUUGUUCGCCUACGGAAACCCAGAAAAUGCCUUUGUUAGGAGCAAAAUAUUUUCUCGUAAACACCAUAGUAAUGAAGCAAAGAAGGGUAUCCUCUUGUGCAAUUUGUUGUGUUUUAAGAGUUUUGACAUAUCUUCAUUGAUAUUUUUUGACACAAUGUGCGACAUCAGCUAGAGCAAAGCUUCACCUUUAAUUUGUAUUCACGAUCAGAAAAUGAAGAAGCGAAAAUUAGCCCCGGAAAAUUUUGAGCUCAAGAAGAAUAACGCGUUAUGAAAUUGCUUAAGAAAAAAGAACCUUUUUCGGGCUCCGGUGAACGGUAAUGUGUUUAGCACAAACAGAACACACGUCUUCCAAUGUAAUGGUUAUCUCAUUUAGAGAAACUCUUUUUCAUAUCGUUUCUUACACUCUCACAUCCUCGGAGACCCAGGGGCAGAUAGUGGGGGCGAGGGAAAGUCUAAACGGGCGGGAAAAUAUAGCACGAAGAAAAGUAAAGAACGGCGAGCAGAGCCCCUAGGGACAAUGUCUUACCAGGCCAGUUCCAAACGGUCGCCGCCGUCCUAGCUUCUGAUUGGUGCCAGAAAACUUUUGUGUUUUUCUGCCCAAUCAGAAGCCAGAACGGCGGCGACCGUUUGGAACUGGUCUGGUAAGACAAUGUCCCCAGGGGCUCUACUCGCCGUUCUUUACUUUUCUUCUUUGUGCCAUAUUUUUCCACCCGUUUAGACUUUCCCUCGCACCCACUAUCUGCCCCUGGGUCUCCGAGGAUGACACUCUCAGGCCUCAUGGAAUAAUUUAAUGGGAUCGGUAACCUUUUCGCUCCGCCGUGUUUCUAAAACCUUUGCCGGAUUAUGUUAAAGAUUAUAACUCAUCGCUGGGUGAGGUUUUGCGUUUAUUAUUAUUAAUAGGCUGAUUUAGCAACAGAACGGGAACGUCAGUUGACGACUGCGCGCGCAAAUCAAACAACUGGCUUGACCGAUGGCAGAGCUGCAAAUUGCGCACCGGAAGUCGAAUUUAGUCCUUUCCGCGCGCUUUCCGGUCGUCAAAUGACGUUCCCGUUCUGUUGCUAAAUCGGCCUAUUUAUUAUCAUUAUAAUUUUCAUUGUUAGUAUUAUUUUAUGGUAGGUCCCGUUUGCGAGUAUCAUAAAGCGAAACAUGUAUUCUGAUUGGCUACUUGAAAGGGUCACUAGAUAGGCAGCCAGAGAUUGUCCAUUUUGUCCCCGCAAAGAAAAUUUUGAUUUCGCCAAGCUGAGAGAUGUUGAAUUUUCAUUCCUCCCCUAGGUUCUGCAGUUGGACUGGAGACCGCUAAUGAGAGACUCUUUCUGCUAUGCCUUGUCAAUAGGUGUUUUCUCGUGGUUCGCGUGGGAUGGCAAGUUUGAGCUUUACGAGUCUGUAAUUCUUCUAGUCCUUUACCUUCUUUACAUUAUUCUGAUGAAGUUCAACACCAAGUUAAUGAAUCUUAUGGCUGGUACAAAGUAAGUAAAUUGCAGUUUUCUUCCUCUCAUGCUAAAGCUUUGUUUUGCUUAAGAACCUUUGAGCAAUUUUGUCCCAGUCUACUCUCUGGUAAAGACGAAUACCAUUGGAGGUGAUAACUUGUUUAUGAUAUAGCGACGUGUCCACCUUACAGGGCGACAGAGAUCAACUCACGGUGUUCGUUUUAGGACGGUGUUCGUCUUAAAGAGAGGGCUGGAUUUAAUUUUCCAGUUUUUUUUAGUUUAUUUCCUUUCAACCUUUUCUUUUGUUGACUAAUAUUUCGCUUUGUGAUCAAAUAUGACUUGUUAACUCAGCUGAACAAUCAAAAUAAUUAACCGGCUUAACGCGCCUUCCGUUUUAAAUCUUUUACUUCAUCCUGUAAAUUAACGUAUUUUGCAAUACCAAUUUUUUUUAUGAUCAAAUAACUGUUAAAUUUGAGAAUAGUUGUUAAGGUCAAAUCAAGAUCCAGAUCUGCCAGUCAAUUUAAUUCAUUGACUAAAUUAUAAGCCGGAAUAAAAAAAUAAUAGAGAUAACAGAGACUAAAUGAUUGGGCGUGAAAGUUUAUAGUAGUCGCGCAGCAAACAACAGGGGCACCCAACAUCAAUUUUCGGAAAAUAUCUGUUCGGGAGACGAUUGGAGAUCUAGAAUUUUCGGAACAUUUGUUGUAAAAUUUCUUGCUUGCCUGCCUCUUCUAUGAUUUUCGAACAUCUAAAAAAUGGUAUAAUUGCCCAUUUUUAACGGAUUUUUACCCUAAAAAGGUCGCCUAGAAUUUUCGCGAGCCUUUUUUCUGGCUGAAAUUUUCGAAAAGGUAAGUUUUGAUCCCUAUAAUUUUCGGAUCAUUAGGCUUUCAGCUAGGAAAUCCGAACAGAUGAAAAAUUUUAAGGAGAUAAAAAUAUGCCCAUAUCUACCGUUUAAAUACUAAAAUAUCUUAAGUAAUGCUAUGUUUAAGUGGUUUUCAACUAUACUCUCAAUGGGUGCCCCUGAAACAAUAAACGUUGUUCUUUAAACUUCUUUUUAAACUCCACCUGUUCACAAACAUUUUUCUUUCCAUUAACUUCUACGGUUUUAUAUCUUAUCGGUCAUGGAGCAGAGUUAUCUCAAGAGAUGAGGAGCUUCCGCUGAAUCCUUACACACUGUUAGUACAUCUUAGUUCAAUAUUAUUUCCCUAUCUUAUUUCACUCUGUUAAAUAAGCUUCGAUGAGCUCUUCCCCACUUUGAAUUUAUACAAGAUAUCGUAUGAUAGUGAUUAAAAAGAGUUAAAUUGAAAGCUAACAUUUGAAGGUCUGUUCUAGAGAAACUAGUAACAAACCGAGCUAGUUUUAAAAUUUGAGAGUAUUUCACCUUUAAAUAUUAGGGAGCUUAAGCAACAGCGUUUUUGAGCGACGGACGUCAACCGGAAGUGGACUUUUUGCAGCGUUGGGCUGUGGUUUGGUUGAAACCCUCACGUAAAUCGUCUUUAUGGGAGAAAAGAAACUCAGCAAUACAAAUUUGGUAGUGUCCAGGCGUAUAAAAAGGGAAAAGGCCUCACUUCCGGUUGACGUGCGUCGCUCAAAAACGUCUUUGCUUAAGCUCCCUAUUAAUGAUUAUAAGACAGACGUCACACGUAGUCUUUAAAUAUAACUAAAUCACUCACUUUCUUCAACAUACAAGUAACAGUUAAACUCGUACUACAAGUCAAACCAUUGAUUUUCCUUCAGUAACCAAGUUCAAACAAAAUGAAGUUCAUUGGUUUCUUUUACUUUCUAUUCCUGCUAUGUUCUUGCCAACUAGACUAUUAACUGCAACAGGGGCACCCAACGACGGCUUCCACCUAAAUACAUUGAAAACACUUUUUAGGUUAUCCAGAGUACUUUUAGAUCCCUAGAUAUGCAUUCUAGGCAGCGCUAUAAAAUUUGCACCUGUUCGGUCAUUCUAGGGAACUUUAGUUUUUUCGAAAUCACAAGGGUUUCAGUAUCAUUUUCCCGAAACUUUUAGAUGCAAUUUACAUGUAAUGUAUUACGAAAGAGAGAAUUUUUCUGCCAGUUCCUCUCUCCAUCACAUUUUAGAAUCCGAAAAUGUUAGGUUUCCUUUUUCUAAUAAAAAUGAGCGUAACCUAGGUAGUAAAAUAUGAAAAAUUAAACUUCAGAAAAUCGCCCUAGUAGGGAAUUUAUUAGAUAAGCUUCGAAAAUUGUACAUGAAUGGAAAGGUCCUCGAGAAAUUUUCAGCCGUUCUCAAGUAAUAGAAGAUUCUAAUCAAUACUUGCUUCUCAGCACAGGCAUUUUACAGAAAACAGUAGUUGGGUGCCGCUGCUGCAAGAACGCGCUUGAUGGAUAAAGCUGUUUACACUCCAUGCGUCCUCAUCCUAUACCUUCAUUGCGCCUCUUUUGUUUUUAGGCACAAGGGAGGACAGGUUAGCCCGGCUCAGCAAACAGAAGUGACGCAAUUUACGAGCAGUGAAAUUGAGAUUCAGGCUGACCAAAAUUCCCAAACGUCUUCAGCUGGUGUGCUUCACGGUCGCCAGGGAACACCAGCCGGGAAAUUACCUCCCAUAAAAUCUGUGGUAAGUACACUUUUAGAAACCUCUGAAGAAAUCCCUCUUUCUGCUUCACAAAAAAGACAGCGAAAAAAAGUCUUUUACCCUAAGGUGAAAACGACAGCACGACUUGUUGAAAGCUCGAUUGAUUUCAAAACACUUUUUUAUCCAGAGAACGCUUCAAAUGAGUACGCACCAGAUUAUUCCUGCUGUUCAUUUUGAGAAAGAUAACACUGGUCCAUCGUGGUCUGCAAGGUUCAGAUACAAAAGACUUCAUAUCAGUCUCAUCUGCUGUUCAACCAGACUGUGACGUUUGUUCCACAAGCGGUUGUGAAAUCUAUGGAAGUUUAGUGUCCCGUCUUGUUCCAUUUGAUGAAUCUAGAUAUGCACUUUUUACUCGUGUCAAUUAGUACAUGUUUUCUGUUAAACAAAUUUCUUGUUGUUGUUUCAACUUAUAGGAAAGUAACUUAGCAGAGGGAGACCAAGCUAACCAAUUCUUAACAACCGGCUCUAGUCACACCAAAGGCAGAUUCUCUCACGCUAACAAAGGACAACUUUCUAGGUCAUUUGUAAGUGAAGAAACUUUGUUUGUCGUUUCUUUUGUGUGUUGAAAAAAGAUGCAACUGUUAGCACGCUGAUGGAGUAACCUUAGUCACUGAACUGCUUAAUACUCGCUGUGAAGUGCGGGAAGACCUAGGCCCCGUUUACAUGAAGAAAAGUUGUCCCGGGAAGAAGGGUCACCAUGAGCAAGUCAACGUUUCAGUGAUUUUGUUACCUCUGCGUCCCGCGUCCCCGACGCUGGCAUACAUCCCGUGGGAAGGAAAGCUAUCUUUUUCACAAUAAUUCUGUUACGCGGAAUCGUUGUUUUGAAUAGUAGCCAUGGUUAGUUUGUUUAAAGGAAGUUAGUCCUUGGAAAAAGGUGACUUGCACUUUGAUUCAAAAAUCUAUUUCAACAUCUUUGUUUGGCGGCUCAACAUCAACUAUAUGUACUUAGCCAGAGAGAGAGAGAGAAACUUUGUAUGUUUGCUUUUUUUUUUUCUAGAUUCAGAUUAUAUUAUAACAAUGUCACAGAUAAUAAUUUACAUUUGUUAGGUAGUCGUAAGCAGUCGAGGCAGACAGGAGGAAUGGGCGUCAGUUGUGUUUCAGGGAUACUGUUAUCACUGGAAACUGAAGGCGGCUCGUCAGUAGAGACAGGAAGCGUAGAUAGUUAGCAAUUGUUUUUUCUUUUUUGCUUUAUAUAAGAAGGCUCGAAAUAUCUAUUAGCAAUAAAAGGUUUACUAGUCAAAUUAUUUGAAUAAAGAGGCAGCAAGUAUUCUAGUUUGUCUGUUUGUGUAGGUGAAGCAAGUACUCAAGUUUCCUUGUUUGUGAAGGCAAAAAAAAUUCCUCCUCUUUCAAUCGAUCGACAAAAAUAAACUUCAAACUACAAAGAGACAAAAUUCGGGAUGGAACACAAGCUGGAAACUUUUUCUACUCUUCCUUGUUGUCGAUGUCUUCGACUCUAUUCAUUUUGCACAUAAGCGUUUAUUUCAGCGUAAGAAACGAACUACACAAUAUCAGGGAAUUUUGCAUUUGACACGUUCAGUAGUUCGACCUGUUUAUGAUCUUUUUAAUACCUUCCUGUCUCUACUUUUCGAUCGAUCCUGUUUUCAAUCACAGAUUAAUCUAUCCUUGGGGCACAGCCAUCAUCGGUCUGUACCGCCUUCUGUCAAGCCUCGAUUGUCAAUGUCGUUUCCGGGUCUAAGAGAUCUUUAUGACGACCCUAAGGCACAUCGAAGGAGCUCAGUUGGAUUCCAUGGCCAUAUAGAAGGAAUUAGACUCAAAUCCGUGGCACAGCAACAGGUUCUAAAGGAGUACAAGCGACGGUCAGAUAUGAUCCAACAGCAACAGCCUACGGUCGCUGUUGUCCACGUUGACUCCAACGGCAACACGCAUACGGUGCCUUUGGAUGAUGAUAAAACUACCUCUGGGAUCGAUGAAGUAGACGAGAAACAGGGGGAACAAACCAUGAAGCCUUGCCCUUGUUUACCUGCGGUAUCUGCCGAUUAUCCAGAGUUUCCCGAGGAUGGAGGCUGUUGGGCAGCGUUUAAGUACGUUUUGGGCUGGAUCUUGUUCCUGAUAAGCUUUCCAUUCCUUUGUGCGUUCACUUGGACCAUUCCAGAUUGUAGUAAGCCACAUAACCGAAAGUACUUCCUCGCUUCCUUCAUCAUGUCCAUCGUUUGGAUAGCGAUCUUAAGCUUUGGCAUGGUCACCUUGGUUGGACGGUCAGGAUGUAUUCUCAGCGUGGACAAGUUUACCAUGGGUUUGGUGGUCAUUGCUAUUGGUACCAGUGUUCCGGUUAGUUUUUGAUACAUAGUAACUAUUUAAACAGGCCACUGAGCUGGACAAUGUACCCGUAAAAUUGUAAUCACUCGAAAUUUAUGACGCCUUGUUAUUCGCUUAUUAAGCCCUACUAAGCCGGGUUAGCCAAAUACCCUACCACUGAGCCACACCAGCACUUAAUUUGCAAAUGCCAACCCCCGGGACUUAAAAGGCGCCCAAGUCUCCUCGCAAUUGCCCGGGGAGGGGAUGGACGCAGCUAUGUAGUCAUCAAGGUUUCCGUUUGUCUUGUUCAAAGCGUUGGUGCUCUCAAGUCAAUUUUAACUGGUCAUUUCGAUUGUCUGAAAAUCAGAUUGUCAGCUAAAAAUAUGUUACGGCAAAUGGAUUUUUUAACUUUAAAAUUUACUUUAGAAUUUAUUAUUAACUUCGCACCUUUCCGCUCUCAUGCCGUCCCUUACUUUCUUCACUCUAAUAUUAUGCCUAUUACAAUGCUCUAUUUUAAGCUUUCUUCGAUGUUAAUGUUUGAUGUUUACAAUAACACUGCCCCUCAUAAUAUUUCACAUCUCUUUAUUCCUACUCAACAAAUCCACUCUUACAGCACUCGCUCCUCCUCUUCUGGAAAUUAUUACAUUAGCCACUCUAGACUAAAUCAGAAAAAUGAUUCGUUUUCUAUUAUGGGAGCCAAAAUUUGGAAUAGUAUACCUGAAAAUUUACGAAAUUCUUCAAAAUCUCUCUUUAAGAAAAAAGUUCAUACAAUUCUGUUGAAAAUAUUUGAAGUUCAGGAUAGAUAUGCUGACCUAAACACGAUAAUCUCCGAUUUUAAAAAAUAUUAGCCUCCGCUUAUCUAAAUAGCUGCCUCAAUUUUCUUAUCUCAAUUUCUCUCGUGACUGACCUUUUUUUUAUUAUUAUAAAUAUGGUACUUUUUCACUUCAACUAUUCGUAAUAAAUCUUAAGCCGUCUACACCCCACCUGCCUCGAUUAGCCUUGCUAUUUGCAGGUGGUGUGAUAUUUGUAUAUUUAAUGUAAGAAAUAAAGAUGUUGUUGUUGUUCCUGGCUGAAAUUUAGCCAUAAACCAAGGAAUGACAGGGCCCAAGUAAAGAGGUUAAAGCACCAAAUAACAGUGAAACAUUUUUUGCAGGCAUUUUCUUUGACUGACUCUGGUCGCUUUGACACGAUCUCAUCUGGUGUGCCUUGUUCUAUAUUUUAUUUAGGACGCUCUGAGUUCCAUCCUUGUUGCUCGUGAUGGAUUUGGAGACAUGGCCGUGUCAAACGCCAUUGGUUCAAAUGUGUUUGAUAUAAAUCUUGGCAUUGGGCUACCAUUUGUCAUCAGAGGCUUGAUUGAUAACUUUGAAGCUAUACAUUUGCUCUCGAAAGAGGAAGAGGUGGGUAUUUGAAUUUGUGUUUUCACCAAAAUAUGUUAUGCUCUGCAGCAACUGAGGGACAAGAAUCAGCACGCACUCUAAAUACAGGUAACAUUCGCGCUAAGCGGUGUGGGGUGGGAGGGGAGCGGGGACUGCUUUUCGGAUUUCCUACUAUAACAGCCCUUUACUCGCAAUCUCUACCUGAUUAGUAGAAGGAUUUAGUUAACAUAAUGCGACGAAAGUGACAAAGGGGCAUUGGCUUGAAAUGUAAGACUAAAAUUUAAUUGAAAUAGUGUAUAGUAAAAAAAGGCUUGAGUAAGUAAAUCUUGGGGGUUUUGAAGGAAAGAGGGUCGUAAACAUCUUGGCCCACGCCCUUGUUUAUAUAUACCUGUUUUUAUUUGUUUUCAGGAUAUGUUCCUCUCAGGGGAUAUUGUAAUGGUACCACAUGUAAAAUUUGGUUUUAUUUUGCUGCUGAUUCUUCUAAUCGCACUGGGGAUUUUUGCCGCCUCGCAUUUUAGACUCAACAGGCUAAUUGGUAGCUCGUUUUUCCUCAUGUAUAUUGCCUUUGUAGUCUACGCCUACAUGCAAGAUAUGUUAUGUGACUACGAUUGCUGACUGGAAAAAGUUGUUAGUAGUUGCUUCACUUUUAUGGCUGUCGUUCUUUCACUGGUUGCAGGAAAUGUUACUUUUUCAAACAAAAAAAUUGUUUCCUUGAUUUGGGGAUCCUGCAAAAUUUUUUCUUUUAAUAGUAACAGAACAGCCAGUCAUAAACGACCAAAACCCUCAAACCGUAUUUGUACUCAAUCAAGACUUAAUUUAGAUAUUAUUUUUGUACGAGGACGUCUUUUAAAACAGCAAGAAGAAAAUCGUAUUAAAGUUCAAAACUCAUUUUAAUGUUCCCUUGAUGUUUUAAUGAUCGUGAUAACACUUGUUACUUUUGAAGGAAACAUUACCUCAUCAAGGGAAAACUAUAGUGAGAUGUGUUAUUGAUAUAAAAGAAACAUGAAAAAAUUUACUUUACAUUCAGUGGUCUUGGGGAAGGAUUCGAGCAACAAAAGUAAAGAUUUCCCGGAUAUUUUUUUUUUCAAAAUCUUUAUUUAGUUUUGACAAAUAGAAG